Messenger RNA from Telopea speciosissima, 1430 nucleotides. RefSeq names its product protein JINGUBANG-like. NCBI's taxonomy places the organism in Eukaryota, Viridiplantae, Streptophyta, Magnoliopsida, Proteales, Proteaceae. Gene Ontology annotation, molecular function: protein binding. The transcript has a single exon. Bases 12 to 1430 code for a protein of 472 amino acids. The record is from RefSeq and is a predicted model, not a curated record.
UUUGAUAGAGAAUGAGAGAAUCGAUAAGAGGAACCAUGUAUGCCACAAUGAACAGUAUGAAUCGACCAAAAUUUGGAAAUCUCCUACAUUCUGAUCCAAACAUUUCCACGACAAUCAACGAAGAAGAUUACCCAGUCCGCAACAGCAGCGCUUCCGCGGCGAGCCCAGGCUACUACGACGGCAACCACAUGAGUCCAGAUAGCUCUCCCUAUAAUAUGUCCCCCUGGAAUGCGAAUUCCUCUCCUUAUACCAAAUCUCCAUGGACAAGAACCUCUCCUUUAAAUCCCGUAGAUGAGAAUUUCCCACCCAAUGGACUCAUCGGAUCCCUUGUCCGUGAAGAAGGACAUAUAUACUCCUUGGCAGCUAUAGGGGAUCUUCUCUACACUGGAUCAGAUAGCAAGAACAUCCGCGUUUGGAAGAACCAGAAGGAAUUCUCCGGUUUCAAAUCUAAUAGUGGAUUGGUUAAAGCAAUUAUAAUCUCCGGUGAGAAAAUCUUCACUGGUCAUCAAGAUGGAAAGAUUCGUGUUUGGAGGGUUUCCUCCAAGGAUUCUAGUGUUCACAAGCGCGCUGGAACUCUGCCGACCUUGAAGGAUUUCAUCAAGAGUUCCAUUAAUCCCAGCAAUUACGUCGAGAUAAGGCGUCACAAGAAUGGACUCUGGAUCAAGCAUUUCGAUGCGAUUUCUUGCCUGAGCUUGAGUGAGGACCAAGGAUUGCUCUACUCUGGUUCUUGGGAUAAAACUCUCAAAGUGUGGAGAAUCUCCGAUUCGAAAUGCUUGGAAUCGAUCAACUCUCACGACGAUGCCGUCAAUUCCGUCGUUGCAGGCUUCGACGGUUUGGUCUUCACCGGCUCCGCCGACGGUACCGUUAAAGUCUGGCGAAGAGAAUUACAUGGCAAAGGAACAAAACACUUUUUGUUGCAGACGUUACUGAAACAGGAAAGUGCCGUAACGUCGUUAGCUGUGAACCCCACAGCGUCAGUUAUCUACUGUGGAUCAUCUGACGGACUCGUUAACUUUUGGGAGCGUGAAAAGCAUUUAUCACACGGUGGGGUCCUCAGGGGACAUAAACUAGCGGUUCUCUGUCUCGCAGCGGCUGGAAACCUUGUUUUCAGCGGAUCCGCGGACAAGACGAUAUGCCUGUGGAGGAGGGAAGGUGGAAAUCACUCGUGCCUUUCGGUCUUGACGGGUCACACCGGACCCGUUAAAUGUUUGGCUGUUGAAGAAGAUCUGGAAUCGACGGGUAAUGAUGAAAGGUGGAUCGUGUACAGCGGCAGCCUAGAUAAAUCAGUGAAGGUGUGGAGGGUUUCGGAGCAAGCUCCCGAUGUACAACACGUGGCGGCCAUGCAGAGACAAUACAUGGACCCUUCUCAGGGUUCAAUGUCCAUCAAUCAGAAUUUCACCUUCUCUGGAAGUGGAAAGAAACGAUACUGA